UAGAUAACCCGUCAGACCGUUGUUAGUUGGGAACUUGGAAGGAAAACGAAAAAGCCAAUUCGAAGCAGCAGAAAAUGAAUUGUACGGCCUUCAAAUUCAAUCCCACCACUCCGUUUGUCCUGGACAAGCACGCUCAGUUUAUACCAGCGACACGAAUCCGAAACCCGCACCGGAAUGUCUAUAGUUCCGUUGGUUUCAGUUUUACCAGGAAGAAACUCAAACGAUGCCGCCACUUGGCUCCUCCAAACGCCACCUCCUUGGUUGAAUUGGAGCUCCCGCUCCUUCCCUUUCCCUUGAACGAGGUUCUAGUUCCCUCUGAGAGUAAGGCAUUGCACUUAUAUGAAGCAAGGUAUCUAGCUCUACUGGAGGAGUCGUUGACAAGGAAGAAGCUUUUUGUGCAUUUUGUGUUGGAUCCUAUCAUCAUUGACAAUUCAUCAGGAGAAGCAUCCUUUGCGGCCAGAAAUGGUUGCUUGGUUUUCAUAGAAAAUGUUGAGCGUUUAGAAGUUGGAGCACUAGUCUCUAUUAGAGGAAUUGGUCGUGUAAAAAUUGUGAAAUUUGUGCAGGCAGAUCCUUACUUGAAAGGUGUUGUCAUACCUGAGCACGACAGGGUUCCUGAAGGCGAGAGCGCAUUAGACCCAAAAGUUAUGCAAGUAAAGGAAGCUCUAUAUAGUUUAAAUAGCUUGGAAAUCAAGCUGAAGGCCCCCAAGGAGGCACCGUUGCAGACUCGAAUUGCCAAUUCUCUAAUGUGGAGUGAAAAGGAACUAGUCUUAGAUUGUGAUGAAGCUUUCAUUCCUUCCUUGCCCGAGCGUGUAUCCUUUGCAGCACUUCAACCGGUAUCAGGAUCAGGUGAAUCGGAACUUGCGAAGCUACAGCUAGAGAAGUUAAGGGCAAUGGAGCUCAAGGACACCGUCCAGAGGCUAGAUAAUUCCCUGGAAUUUGUUAAAGAUAAUAUCUCCAUGGUUGCAGCCAAGCUCGCUAUACAGUCAGUGGAGAUGCAGUAAGUUGUGGGACGAAUCCAUUCGAGGAUCACUCCUUCAUUGCAAAAUAUUAUUCCCACACCUGUUAACUCAUCAUCCUCUGAAUUAUGGCAGAUUUUGCGUGUAUAAUGUAUAUUGAAACACUAUAUCUUGGUUUAUUUUGUUUGAUCACAAUUACAUUUCUCGUUCUCAA
Pyrus x bretschneideri (Chinese white pear) is the source of this 1170-nucleotide messenger RNA. RefSeq lists its product as uncharacterized. The coding region runs from base 75 to 1001 and encodes 308 amino acids. The record is from RefSeq and is a predicted model, not a curated record. NCBI's taxonomy places the organism in Eukaryota, Viridiplantae, Streptophyta, Magnoliopsida, Rosales, Rosaceae. The transcript is spliced from 7 exons.